AUAUAUAUAUAUUAUCUUGCGAAUGAUUAUAUUAAGCGAAAUCAUUAUCUAUUAAAAACUAAGUCAUACAUUAGAUCAAAUUAAUUAAUAAUAUGAGGCCAGCCUUCCCACAGUCAUACUUAUAAAAGUUUUCAUUCAAUAUUCUGAACACGCACUUAAUUUAUUUUGUAUAUUCAAUACUUAUAUAUAUACCUAUUAGUUAUUUAGUCGCUGAUAUCGAUGUAGAUGAAUGGUAGUUUAUUGCUUUGGUUCUUCGGUGUAUUAUCUAGCUGAAUUGUCGCCGUGUCCGAUCACAGUUAUUGCUCAAUUGUCUAGCUGAAUUUUGUACAAUAUAGAUGAUGAUAUAUUUUAUGGCCCUAUCACCCCGAGCGUAUACCUAUUGUGACAGGAAAAUAAUUUUAUCUUUCCCCUCGACGUCACCGCUCGCCGAAACUCCUCGAGCGCUCGUAGGGACAAAUUUACGAGUAAGGUAUAGUUGUCGAAAUAGGAUUUAUGUCGUUUGUGUUAUUUAUGGUAACGUAAGGUACUUAUAUUACCUGCGAUUUAAUUUAUUAUAUGUCAAUAAUAAUCGUUGAAGUAGCGGGUUAUUGCUUACUCAUAUAAGGUAUCGCGCGAGAGCGACAAAGAGACAGCCUAUGGUUGGCCCGGUAGUUUGACAAAGAUAUCGCGAUUUCGUUAUCUCCUUGUCAAAGAUCCUCACCCCUCCACCCUUGUUGUUUCAGUGUAAACAGGCUGAGCUAGUGAGUUGCCAGGCGAUUUGUCGCGACAGCAGUUUCUAGAUAUCGUGACUUUGUGAGAUCGGUAUUCCAAAGGGAUUCCUGGCGCCCAGGCCUUUCAGCGGCUAUCGUCCCAACUGUUGCUCUCGCGGGAAUUUUGAUACUUGUGGCGGUAUAUCUUUCCGCGUUACCUUUUUGCCUUGUUUCGUAAAUAUUAGCGUCACCAUCUAUAUAGCGCAAUUUCAAUUACUUAUCGAUAUUGUGUAUUUUAUCAAUUUCUCUUAACCGUAGAAUCUCUUUAUUCCGCAAGAUCCACUAAUAAUAUAUAUCAAGUUAAGAUUUUAUUUUUUACGAUUUUAUUUUAUUUUUUACGUGGCCCUUCCGCCACAUACUUUUGAUAUACUUCAAGUCCAGAAAGGAAAGGUGAAAUUACAAUUGAAGAACCAAAUAAAGCAAAUUCGUUUUUGAGUAUUGUAUAAAACCAUGUUUGAUAUUUCUAAAAUCAAAUUAUCAAUCGAUAAUCGUUAGUGUACUACGAUAUCCACUUCUGUAUAUUUUAGAUCAUUCGUUUCUAUUACUAUUGUGGCUGGCAUCAUUUUCAGCAUAUUGUACUUCUUCUUCUACAGCAUUCUUCUUUUCGUAGCAUCGCUCUAUUCAGUUAUAUUAAUCAGUUAGUCAUUACUACUCGUGUACAUAUAACCACUUAACAAAAUCAGCGAAACGUGAUAUAAUAUUUAAGUACUAUACAUAUUCAAAUUCGUUGAACUAGUCUCUAAAAAAGCAGGAAAAUUAUGUUUCUCAUUGGUCACAUAACAAACAUGGCCUAUACACACACGCAGUGCAAGAAUAUUGUGAAGACAGCCUUAUAAGUACCAGUCCAUAAAGUUUCAAGUCAUUGCUGUCUUGAUAACAGUUUGAUAAGGCCAUUUUCGAAAACAUCCCUCGAGACUCGACCGAGUCUCUUGAUACGUUUAUACAUAUUUUUCUUUUUUUAGUGUCUUCACGUCAAUAAUAACUGCAACCACGAUAAAAUGGCAGCACUUGAGAUAGUGUGCGGUGUCGCUGUCACAUUUCUGUUGAUCUAUUAUUACUUGACAAGAAAUUAUGGUUUUUGGAAGCAACGUGGCGUCGCAGGUCCUGUACCGUCGUUUCCCUUUGGAAACAUGGAAGACACAAUAUUAGGAAAGUUUGAAUUAGGGGUUCUAUUCAAACAGUUCUAUGAUAAAUACAAAGGAGAACAAAUGGUUGGUAUCUUUGUCAGAAGCACACCGGCACUGGUCCUAUGUGAUCCUGAGCUAAUAAAAGACGUGCUCAUCAAAGACUUUACGGUAUUUGCCAAUAGAGGACUGAAGCACAAUGCCAAAGUUGAUCCAUUCUCGGCAAAUCUUGUAUUUCUCGAUGAGAAGGAAUGGCGGCCACUACGGAAGAAACUCACUCCCGUCUUCACUUCCGGAAAACUGAAGCAGAUG
This is a messenger RNA of Cephus cinctus (wheat stem sawfly), 2185 nucleotides long. Its product is annotated as cytochrome P450 6B1-like. The record is from RefSeq and is a predicted model, not a curated record. The annotation marks the transcript as partial. NCBI's taxonomy places the organism in Eukaryota, Metazoa, Arthropoda, Insecta, Hymenoptera, Cephidae. Gene Ontology annotation, molecular function: heme binding; oxidoreductase activity, acting on paired donors, with incorporation or reduction of molecular oxygen; monooxygenase activity. The transcript has a single exon.